AAAUCCGCUUAUGUUUAAUAACUGACCUUUCAAGAUGGCUGCGCCCAGUAAGGCUGAUUAUCUCAAAAAGUAUUUAUCCGAGAAUGCUGAGCAGAAGAAGAAAAAGAAAAGACCAAAAGUACCAGGGAUUCCAGCUAAAAUAAUAAAGUCACGAAUUGUUGAUGAUGAUGUUGACUUUAAGUCCUUACUUCCUGAAAAUCUAUCCAAUACAUUGGAUGAUGAUGUAGGCGACAAUGAUCCAACUGUUGCUGAUGUGAUUGAUGAGCGUCCAGAGAGUGUUCAAAUCUUAGAAAAGUAUAGGAAAUCUGGAACAUGGAAAGUAAUGGGAGAUGAUUCAAUGAAGGUAGGACCAAAUGGUGGUCUGUCAACUAAAGAAAGUGAAAACAACUCAGAUUCAGAGCGAAAUUCAUACAGGAGAAGAAGAUAUGAUUCAGAAUCUGACCAAUCACCACCAGGGAAAAAGAGACAUGAUUCAGAUUCUGACCAAUCACCACCAAGGAAAAAGAGACGUGAUUCAGAUUCUGACCAAUCACCACCUAGAAAAGAGAGACAUGAAUCGGACUCUGACCAAUCACCACCUAGAAAAAAGAAACAUGAUUCAGAUUCUGACCAAUCACCACCAAGGAAAAAGAGACAUGAUUCAGAUUCUGACCAAUCACCACCAAGGAAAAAGAAACAUGAUUCAGAUUCUGACCAAUCACCACCUAGAAAAAAGAGACUUGAUUCAGAUUCUGACACAUCACCUCACAAGAAAAAGAUUGAACAAGCUAGAUCUAGUAGCAACCCAAAGUCUAAAGACAGUUCAGAGAAAACAUUAUCAGGAAAGAGAGCUGGUUUAAGUUCAGCCAGUGAGAUGAGAAGAGAGGCUGAAGACUUAAAGAGACGUGAAGAUGAAAAAUUUAGACAGAUUGACAAUGACAGACUUGGAAAGGGGGCCGCUACAGUGUUCCGAGACAAAAAGUCGGGGAAAAUCCGUGACCUUGCAGACGAAAGGAAACAGAAGUCUGAAGCAGACAAAAUCAAGGCUCAAGAAGAGGAAAAAUUUAGACAAUGGGGAAAAGGACUGAAGCAGAUUGAGAAGCAAUCAGAGAAGUUAAAUGAGGCCCUUCAUGAAGCUGAUAAGCCCUUGGCCCGCUACCGUGACGACGAAGAUCUCGACCAAAUGCUGAAGGAUAUGGACAGAGCAGAAGAUCCUAUGCUGGCAUUUAUUAAAAAAAAGAAGUCAAAAUCAACCGGACCAACAAAAGCCGAGAAGCCUCGCUAUAAAGGCCCAGCACCGCCUCCCAACAGGUUUGGCAUCCUGCCAGGAUAUCGAUGGGACGGCGUGAACAGGUCUAAUGGCUUCGAGAAACAGGUGUACGCUAAACAAGCAGAGACACGGGCCACUGCUGACGCCGCCUACAAGUGGAGCGUAGAGGACAUGUGACACCGUACAGCGCUUGCAGUCUGUAGAAGGAAUAUAUUAAGUUGUAUCAAAAUUAGCAUUUUGACCAGUAAAGUGUGAAUUAUGCCAUGACUUGAGACCAAGAAAAUGGUAUAAGCCUCUAAUAUGAAGCGGAUUAUCUGAGCAACCCUGGUUCAUAAUUGACAAGUGCAGGGCUUGCAGGCUUUUGUUGAUUUUGGUCUGUGAAAAGUGAGUAAGGCUGAAAUUAUAAUAAUGUAGUGUGGCGUUCGGCGAUCAACCAGACAGCAAGCCCUGUCUGACGUUGAAAAAGGACAUGUACUGGGAAAAGAAGGAACACAUUGGCAUUGAAGUGUGAGCAGAGCAAGCAUUCAGCAGCACUGAAUUUCCUUCCAUGGCCUGAUUUUGCAAGCUAAAGCCAAUGCUUGUGUCGUUCAAGAAUAUUAAAAUGCAUGGUUUUGGCGAUACAAACAAUUUUUCUAUUCCACUGCAGGUGGUUUAAAGUUAUAACCAUUAUAUUUGUGCUUAAGCCAGUUGACUGUUCAGGCAGCAAGCUCGCUCAUGGUAUAUUGCAGGGAGCUUAAAAGUGCAAAAUUAUGCACAUGAGACACAACCAGACAUUCUUUUGAAAUGUAAAGCAUUGAUAUAAGUCCUACACGACAUAGGGCAUUGAUAGGUUGCUCUGAUUGUAAAAGACAUUUCAAAAGAUAGUGUUUUCAUAUCAGACUGGAUUGCAUUCAAUGUCAGUAUGACGUGUCUUGAAUGGUCAUAAGAAAUUUGUGUUUUAGUACUGUUUACAGUACACGAACAUUCGCUGCUAGUACUAGUAUAAUUAUCAAUUGUGAUGUUGUGUGAAAGUGACAGUACCAAGAACAUACUUAAAUAAGAAAUAGAUAAAGUGUAAGAAAUUCUGAAAUGUCUGAUAUAAGCUAAAAAAUGCAAAGUGAUUUACAUCUAAUGUAAUUUUCAUUAACAUAAAUGUAGAAAUCAAUUUGUUAUUUGAAUAAAGAAUAAUCAAUUAGA
Messenger RNA from Dreissena polymorpha, 2425 nucleotides. Its product is annotated as BUD13 homolog. Gene Ontology annotation, biological process: mRNA splicing, via spliceosome. The record is from RefSeq and is a predicted model, not a curated record. NCBI's taxonomy places the organism in Eukaryota, Metazoa, Mollusca, Bivalvia, Myida, Dreissenidae. Gene Ontology annotation, cellular component: U2-type spliceosomal complex; RES complex. Gene Ontology annotation, molecular function: RNA binding. The transcript has 6 exons. The coding region runs from base 35 to 1426 and encodes 463 amino acids.